This is a messenger RNA of Formica exsecta, 1063 nucleotides long. Its product is annotated as ATP-dependent RNA helicase DDX55-like. The transcript has 5 exons. The coding region runs from base 77 to 1033 and encodes 318 amino acids. The record is from RefSeq and is a predicted model, not a curated record. Lineage: Eukaryota; Metazoa; Arthropoda; Insecta; Hymenoptera; Formicidae. Gene Ontology annotation, molecular function: ATP binding; nucleic acid binding. Gene Ontology annotation, cellular component: nucleolus.
AAAAAGAUGGGAAGAAUUAGAUGUGCGAUUAAGCGAUCCUGUAUUAAAAACACUUAAACAAUUAAAAUUUCUCGAUAUGACACCAGUUCAGGCAGCUUGUAUACCGUUAUUAUUGAAUGGUAAAGAUGUUGCAGCAGAAGCAGUUACAGGCAGCGGAAAGACACUUGCUUUUCUUGUUCCUCUAUUGGAGAUAUUACAAAAACGACCAGAAAAAUGGAAAACUAUGGAAGUAGGAGCGAUAAUAAUUAGUCCCACAAGAGAACUAGCUACACAGAUUAGUGAAAUUUUGGAAAAAUUUUUAGAAAGAAUUCCAUCAUUGAAGCAAGUAUUGUUAGUUGAAGGUGUGACACUUAAGGAAGAUGCAGAAAAUUUGAAGAAGGGAGUGAACAUUAUCGUUGCCACACCUGGCAGAUUACAAGACAUUUUAUCCAAUUAUAGUUCCAUAAAUUUGAGUUUGUGUAUAAAAUCUUUGGAGUUUCUUGUUUUAGAUGAAGCAGAUAGAUUGCUAGACUUAGGAUUCUCUGCAACUUUAGACAGCAUUUUAAACUAUUUGCCACGUCUUAGAAGAACAGGAUUAUUUUCUGCAACACAGACGAAAGAAUUGCAACAAUUAAUUAGGGCAGGUCUGAGAAAUCCAGCAUUGAUAGUUGUGAAAGAGAAAUCUAAUGUUUCAACGCCUGUAAAUUUGAACAACAGUUACACAAUUGUUCAACCUGAACACAAAUUAUCAGUAAUGAUAGAUUUUAUACGUUCAAUAGGAUUUAAAACAAAAUAUAUGAUAUUUUUAUCUACCUGUGUGUGUGUGGAUUACUUCAGUCAGGUUAUACAAGUAUUAUUACCAUCAAUAAAUGUGCUAGCUUUACAUGGUAAAAUGAAAAGCAAGAGAUAUAAAGUGUUUGAUCAAUUUCGACAUGCUGAAAAUGGCAUUUUAAUAUGUACAGAUGUAAUGGCUCGUGGAAUUGAUAUAUCUGAGAUAAACUGGGUGUUACAAUAUGAUCCUCCAUCUAUUGCUAGUAGUUUUGUACAUAGGUAACAAUGUGGAUAAUAUAAGGAAAUAAUAAGU